This is a messenger RNA of Penicillium angulare, 792 nucleotides long. RefSeq lists its product as uncharacterized. The transcript has a single exon. The record is from RefSeq and is a predicted model, not a curated record. NCBI's taxonomy places the organism in Eukaryota, Fungi, Ascomycota, Eurotiomycetes, Eurotiales, Aspergillaceae. Bases 1 to 792 code for a protein of 263 amino acids.
AUGCCGUCAUCCCCAACGUUCUGUCGGCAUCAGACUAUCCCCGGCCCACUAGUACAAACCAUAGCUAGCUUGAACCGACCACCUAUUACUGCUAAACCAUCUUCUUUCUACGAUGUUCCUGAUACGCCUAUUUGCCUCCGUGCGGUGGAGGUGAUUAAGAAAGAGAUUCCAGAUUGGGCUGCCAACCACUGCUUUCGCACAUAUGCAUUUGGGCUAGCUAUCGCAAACUAUGCGGGAUUCGACACAGAGCAAGCCAAAUUGGAACUCGGAUUCGAUAAAGAGCUACACUUUCUUACAUGCGCUCUGCACGAAUGGGGAAUGGGUGAGGAGGGUAUUAACCAGAGCAAGUUGUCGCUAGAGCUGUGGAGUGCCAUCAGAGCCCGCGAAUGGAUUAUCGAACAACAAAGUUCCACGCCUGAGGGGGAGAUGAGGCCAUUGCAAGAAUGGGCAGAUCUGGCGGCAGAAGCCAUUGCGCGUCAUACGAUUGAGUUCCGUGGAUUCAGCAAGACUGUCAAUAUCCACACGGCCCUCCUUACGCUUGGCUCUGGUCAAGACCUUAUGGGAUUAUCAUCCGCAUUCGUCCAUCCAGAUGAUAUCAAGCUCAUCUGCAAAAAGUGGCCACGACUUGGAUACGUCGAUGGACUUCGCGCGCUGACCAAAGAGGAAGUACGACAGAAACCUGGUUGUCUAUUUGAAGGGUGCUGGGGUGAUUUCGACCCUGGUAUGUAUUCUGUGUCGUGUUUCAAGGGGCUGCAGGGAUCCUUGACGAAGAGGGUUAGUGCACGAUUGUAA